Podarcis lilfordi (Lilford's wall lizard) is the source of this 2166-nucleotide messenger RNA. NCBI's taxonomy places the organism in Eukaryota, Metazoa, Chordata, Lepidosauria, Squamata, Lacertidae. The record is from the annotation of a GenBank genome assembly.
AUGUUUGGCGAAGCAAGAGGAUUGACAGUCUGGUCCUUCAAAGUUUCCUGCCUCAGAUUUGCCCGGAAUAUGUCUCUGACCAACACAAAGACCGGCUUUUCUGUAAAGGACAUCUUGGACUUGCCUGACACCAAUGACGAAGACGGAUCCAUCGCGGAAGGGGGCGACGAAGAGGCGGAGGGGCCGGAACCCCCCAAAAAGCCCGGGGUUUUGGGGACAACCGCCUUGGACUCUGUUCAGACGCUACCUCUGAAGAAUCCCUUUUACGACAAUACCGAUAAUCCCUACACGCGUUGGCUCGCCACCACCGAGAGCAUCCAGUAUUCCUGUAAGUAGCCAAACUUACACUGGGGACUCCUCUCUUUGUGAGUCUCUCGCCCUCGCCAGGAGCCCGGAUGAGGCCGUGCGGCUUCUCCUCCGCUCCUCUCCCCUCGCCAAAUUCCUCCUUUUGCUGUUGUGUGUCGUGCGUGUUUUAACUUCUUCUUGGAAAUGACGGGAACAAAUGGGAGAUCUGGGUUCUUUAAUUACCUGAAUCGAGUCAAAAUAAUGGCUUUCAAUCCUUGUUUGAGAAAGAAUAAAACUCCAGUCUGAAAAGAUUUUAAAAUGUGCCUUCCAAAAUUCUCCCAGCCACCCAACCGUGUUUCUUCACACACACACACACACACACACACACACACACACAACCGCUUCCCCUGAAUCCUUCUUUCUACUUCUCUAACCAACAGAGUAUGCUUUGUGGGGAAAUUUUGGAUGGCUUUGCUUUAGACGUUUGUAAACCGUCCCAUUGGCUGUGCUGGAUCAAAGAAUGGCUUGUUGAAUUAUCCUUUAAAAAUCAAUCCACGUAGCCCAGAAAGAAGAAGUCCGUUUUGUUUGUUUGUUAAAGGAAGAGACCAAAGUCCAAACGUUGUAAAAAGCGGGGGCGGGGGGCUCCAGCGGGAUAUUCUCCUGCGCAAGACUGCAUUAAAAUGAUUGGGAGCUACCCAAGACCGCUGUGGAUUGCGCCAAGAUUUUUAUGGUGACCAUGGUCUGUCUAUUUCUACAAAUCCUUAUCUCUUACUAUUUCUGUACUGUGUUUCCUAACAGAUUUAUUAACAUGGCAUAUAUAGUCACCUUGUUUUGCCUCUAUGCUUUCUAUUUGUGUUUGUAAUUUUCCGAGAGGGAAAGAAGAUUUAAACGCACAGUCGCCUAUACCUCACAGGGGAAGGAGAAUGUGUGGCUGUGACAAACACGCAUCAGACAGAGAUGUUUCCAACAACACACACUUGAUCCAAAGGGCUGUUAGGGACUUAGUUGUCACAUAUAUGCAGAACUCAACUGGGGUUUCCCCGUUGCAAUUUGUUGUACGUUUAGUCUUGGUGAACCUCCCUUUGGAGACCCAGAGGCUCAUUUCUUAUUGAGGAUGAGGGUGGGCGUCCCAAAACGAGGGGGUUGCAGAGGACCCCCGUCACUUUCCUUUCUCCGGGUUGGGAAGUUGAGAAGGAGCAGAGCCCGGCGGGUCACCAAGAGGGUGAAGGGGGGGAUCCUGCGAUCCUGCUCGAUCCUGCUCCCCUGCCUGCCUGGCCGGCCGGCUUUCUUCUGAUCUGCUUCUUUUGUGGCUUCCCCUCAGUGCACGGCUUGGCAUCCAGCAACUCCCAACAGGACUCGGCGUCCAAAUCUCCGGAGCCCUCGGCGGACGAGUCUCCGGACAACGACAAGGAAACUUCGAGCAACGGCGACUCCGGCAAGAAACGGAAACGGCGGGUGCUUUUCUCCAAGGCGCAGACUUACGAGCUGGAGAGGCGCUUCAGGCAGCAGCGGUACCUGUCGGCGCCCGAGAGGGAGCACCUGGCCAGCCUGAUCCGCCUCACCCCGACGCAGGUGAAGAUCUGGUUCCAGAACCACCGCUACAAGAUGAAGCGGGCCCGGGCCGAGAAAGGUAUGGAAGUGACUCCUCUCCCCUCCCCGCGCCGGGUAGCCGUGCCCGUCUUAGUCAGGGACGGCAAGCCGUGCCACACGCUCAAGGCACAGGACUUGGCUGCCGCCACCUUCCAGGCGGGGAUCCCCUUCUCAGCCUACAGCGCCCAGUCUCUCCAGCACAUGCAAUACAAUGCCCAGUACAGCUCGGCCAGCAACCCCCAGUACCCCUCAGCGCACCACUUGGUACAAGCCCAGCAAUGGACUUGGUGA